Molecule: messenger RNA, 206 nt
Organism: Dentiscutata erythropus
Lineage: Eukaryota; Fungi; Glomeromycota; Glomeromycetes; Diversisporales; Gigasporaceae
Source: the annotation of a GenBank genome assembly
AUGAACUUAAUUGGAGGACAGCUUGAAGUUAUAAUGUCUCCUACUCAUCAAAGAACUUGUCGAAGAAAAGCCGAAGUUAUAAGACAAGUUUGUACCUGGCAUGAUAACAACGUGAAUCUGGUUGGCACUCAUGGUGGUUCAUCGAGUGCUUUUACAUUAGAUGAUAACAUUCUUGGCCCUGAUGCCUAUGUCGUUCUUAUUAAUAG